Messenger RNA from Phodopus roborovskii (desert hamster), 867 nucleotides. Its product is annotated as vomeronasal type-1 receptor 4-like. The record is from RefSeq and is a predicted model, not a curated record. Gene Ontology annotation, cellular component: membrane. Gene Ontology annotation, biological process: G protein-coupled receptor signaling pathway. Gene Ontology annotation, molecular function: pheromone receptor activity. Lineage: Eukaryota; Metazoa; Chordata; Mammalia; Rodentia; Cricetidae.
AUGGAGUCCAGGAACAUAGCUUUAGGAGUAGUGCUCUCACUUCAAAGCAUACUUGGAAUUUUGGGAAACUUCUCUCUUCUGCUGUACUAUCUACUCUUAUAUUACAACGAAGGCACAUUAAAGACCAUUGAUUUUAUUCUUACACAUAUAUUUAUAGCCAAUUCCUUGAUUAUUCUUUCCAAAGGAAUGUUGCAGGUAACAGGUGCUUUUGAAUGGAAUCAGUUCUUCAAUGAUUUUGGAUGCAAACUUAUUUUAUAUAUUCUCAGACUUGGCAGAAGCAUGUCCAUCACCACCACAUGUCUCUUGAGUGUCUUCCAAGCCAUCACCAUCAGCCCUAGGAAAUCCUGUUGGAAGGAUCUCAUGGUCAAAAACCCAAGGUUCACGGGCUUCUCCAUUCCCCUCUGCUGGAUACUAUACAUGAUUAUGAACUUGAUUUUCCCUGUGUAUACAUCCACAAGGAGGAAUAGCAAAAAUAUGACACAAAAAAGAAGUUUUGAAUUCUGUUACUCCUCCCUGAACCAUGAUACUAUAGUAGAAUCACUGUACAUGGUAUUUUGGGUGUUACCUGAGGUCUUGUUUUCGGUGCUCCUGGUCAGUUCCAGCAGCUUCAUGAUUAUUGUACUGUAUGGACACAAGAAGCGGGUUCAACAUAUCCACAGUUCUCAUUCUUCCCACAGAACGUCCCCUGAGUCCAAGGCCACCCAGAACAUUCUAGCCCUGGUGUGCACAUUUCUGACUUUUUACUCACUCUCUUCCAUCUUACAAGGCUGCAUUGCUCUUUCACACAAUCCUAGUUGGUGGCUAAUAAAUACCACAGCCAUCAUUUCUGUGUUUUCCUACUCUAGGUCCCUUUGUCAUGAACCAUGA